Messenger RNA from Hippopotamus amphibius kiboko, 943 nucleotides. RefSeq names its product olfactory receptor 1S1-like. The transcript has a single exon. Gene Ontology annotation, molecular function: G protein-coupled receptor activity; olfactory receptor activity. Gene Ontology annotation, cellular component: membrane. The record is from RefSeq and is a predicted model, not a curated record. Gene Ontology annotation, biological process: G protein-coupled receptor signaling pathway. Lineage: Eukaryota; Metazoa; Chordata; Mammalia; Artiodactyla; Hippopotamidae. Bases 1 to 942 code for a protein of 313 amino acids.
AUGCAUCAAGGAAACCAAACGAGCAUCUCUGAAUUCCUCCUCCUGGGACUCUCCAACAAGCCUGAGCAGCAGAAGCUCCUCUUUGUGCUUUUCCUGGGUAUGUACUUGGUCACUGUGGUUGGGAAUGGGCUCAUCAUUCUGGCCAUCGGCUUGGAUUCUUACCUUCACACCCCCAUGUACCUCUUCCUUGCCAACCUAUCCUUUGCUGAUAUUUCUUCCAUUUCCACCUCGGUCCCCAAAAUGCUGAUGAAUAUUCAGACCAAGAGUCAGUCCAUCUCCUAUGAGAGCUGCAUUACACAGAUGUAUUUUUCUGUUGUUUUCGUUGUUAUUGACAAUUUCCUCUUGGGGGUCAUGGCCUACAACCGUUUUGCGGCUAUCUGCCACCCUCUGAACUACACAACCAUCAUGGAACCCAGGCUCUGCAUUUUACUCACAGUCAUCCCAUGGGUCCUCAGUAACCUUGUUGCCCUGACACACACCCUUCUGCUCCUUCGAUUGGUCUUCUGUGACAGCAAUGCUCUCCCACACUUCUUCUGCGACUUGUCCCCUCUGCUCAAGCUGUCCUUCUCGGACACAAUGAUCAAUGAGCUUGUGCUCUUUGUCUUGGGCUUAUCAGUCAUCACCUUCCCCUUUGCCCUCAUCCUCUUCUCCUAUGUCUGCAUCGUCAGGGCUGUCCUGAGACUCUCAUCCACAGAGGGAAUGUGGAAAGCCUUCUCCACCUGUGGCUCUCACCUGACAGUUGUAUUACUCUUCUAUGGGACCAUUGUAGGGGUUUACUUCUUCCCCUCAUCCACUGACCCCGACAACAGAGAUAAGAUUGGUGCAGUACUGUUCACUGUGGUGACACCCAUGAUGAACCCCUUCAUCUAUAGCCUGAGGAACAAGGACAUGAAAGGUGUUCUGGCAAAAUUCAUCCAUAGUAAAAAAUGGUUCUGCCUUUGAU